UGUGUCAAGAAGACGAAGGUCUGUAUUUUCAGAUUUCUGCUGCUUAAGGAUGUGGAGCUUUAAAAACCUGCAGGUCUGCAUCUGCUUUGCUUUAUCUUGUGUAAGCAGUGCAGCAGCAGUGAUCCAUGUAUCUGGAUAUGAAGGCAAAACAGUGACUGUUCCCUGCCCCUAUUAUGCUGGUUUUGAAUCCUAUGAGAAAUACCUGUGUAGGAGUGACUGUCGACAAGAUGCAGAUGUUCUGGUCAAGAGCACCGAAGCAACAAAGGGCAGAUACUCCACCAGUGAUGAUCGAAGGAAACUUAUUUUCAUGACGACCAUUUCAAACUUAAGUUCGAAGGAUGAGGGAAGAUACUGGUGUGGCGUGACGAAGGUUGGGUUUGACAAAUAUCCUUCAGAAGUCUCACUGAAAGUAAAGAAAGAGUGGUGCUGUGUGAAGACCAACAAGAUGAGUGGGAUUGUGGGAACUCCUGUUAUGUUGUCCUGUCCUUAUCCACCUAAACACAGGAACAACAGGAAGUUCCUCUGUAAGGGAGACCACCGUGACAACUGCACCGAUGUGGUGACAGGUGGAAGCAGGUUCACUCUGCAGGACAACGUCUCUUCAAGCUCUUUCUUGGUGAUUGUCACAAAGCUGGAAGAAGGCGAUACUGGGACAUACUGGUGUGGUUCAGAUUCUACGUGGAGUCCUGAAAAAUACACCAAAAUUGAGCUGUCAGCAGAGUGGUGCUGUGUGCAGACACAGAACAUAUCAGGCAAUGUGGGGUAUCCUCUCACUUUUUCCUGUCCUCAAUCACGCCGACGCCAAGAUAGCAGGAAGUUCCUCUGCAAGGGAGAUCACCGCCGCAAUUGCACUGACAUGUUGAGUCAACGCAGGUUCACUCUGCAAGACGAUGAGUCCUCCAAAAAAAUUUUUGUCAUGGUCACUAAGCUUGAAGACAGCGAUGUUGGGACAUACUGGUGUGGUUCAGACUCGAAAUGGAGUGCUGGCAAUUACACAAAGAUUGAGUUGUCACUGGAGUGGUGUUGUGUGAAGACAGAAAAGAUGAGAGGCAUUGUGGGAAAUUCCUUCAUCCUGUCUUGUCCUUAUCCACCACAACAUUGGAAUAAUGACAAAUUCCUCUGCAAAGGGGAGCAACGCGACAGCUGCACUGAUGUGUUGAGUCAAAGCAGGUUCACUCUGCAAGAAGACGAGUCCUCCGGCUUUUACUUGGUGAAGAUCACAAAGCUGGAAGAAGGUGAUGCUGGGACGUACUGGUGUGGUUCUGAUUCAAAAUGGAGCGCUGGAAACUACACCAAGAUAGAGCUGGCAGUAGGUCCUGCCUCUCUUAAACUGCUGAUUUACAUUGCUCCUGCUCUUCUCUUGGCACUUUUAUUUGCUGUAUUUAUAGCAUAUACAUGCAAACAAAGAGAAGCUGAAGCAAGGAAAGACAAGAAAAGAAGAAAGUUUGACUCUCUUCAGAUGAUUUCUGUCAAGCCAGAAGACUUUGUUUAUGAGAACUCCAGCCUCGUUGAUAAAGCAGAAGAUGUCCAAGAACAACUUUAUGAAAACCUCAAAGCAACAACAGACGCCUACUCUGUCUAUAUGUGAAACAGAGAACCCCAGAGUUAAUCGUCACCUAAUUUUUAGCAAUUUGUGUCAUGUUCUGUGUUGUCUGUGUAUUUAUUUAGAGUUUUCCUUGUCCUGUCCUCCCCUUGAUUAGU
This is a messenger RNA of Xiphophorus maculatus (southern platyfish), 1701 nucleotides long. Its product is annotated as polymeric immunoglobulin receptor-like. NCBI's taxonomy places the organism in Eukaryota, Metazoa, Chordata, Actinopteri, Cyprinodontiformes, Poeciliidae. The record is from RefSeq and is a predicted model, not a curated record. The transcript has 8 exons. The coding region runs from base 50 to 1588 and encodes 512 amino acids.